This is a messenger RNA of Aphanomyces invadans, 2327 nucleotides long. RefSeq lists its product as hypothetical. The coding region runs from base 35 to 1726 and encodes 563 amino acids. The transcript has 5 exons. The record is from RefSeq and is a predicted model, not a curated record. NCBI's taxonomy places the organism in Eukaryota, Oomycota, Saprolegniomycetes, Saprolegniales, Verrucalvaceae.
CAUCAGCGUGCCUCGUUGAAGAUGUGAAGUGGCCAUGUCGCUCUCCCCAAAGAACAGCGCACCGAACUCGCUAGAUGCCACGAUGGAAGCUCUCGCUGUGCAGCAAUCAGAAGCUGUUGAUACAGCCGACCCUCCACGUCUCGCUCCAUCGAACCAGAGCUUGCUGGGCCCGCCUAGCGCUCUACAUAUUGAUACCAAUGAACCGGAGGAUGUCGAAGUCGCGCACUCCCGGUUGAUGAUGCGUUUGUCGUCAGGUGGCAAACGAGCUGUCGGGGGAGUGUUUGCGUGCUCGCUCUCACUUGUGAACGACGGAUCGGAGUCUCGAUUGUGGGCACAGUCGUACUUUCGCUUUCUUGCGCAAACCUGCUUCGACUUGUCACCGUCGGCUGUGGAGGGGUUGUUGCCGGUCGUGCAGUCGGAGCGAAGUCGGUCGCCUGCUACAACCAACUCUGCGACAGCGUCGCUGGAUGAGAUGCCCAUUGACAGCGGCCCCUUCGUCGCCUUGAUCGAGACGGAGCUCUCCCACGACGAGAUCGUCCAGCUCUUCUGCUACGUUCUCUGGCGCACAACCCAUGCCGUCGGCUACGACGCACGAACCCGGGCCAUGUUUCGCAUCGCAUGUCGGCAAUUCCACAAUAUUUCCUGGACGGUCAUCGGCGCCGAGGAAGUCGUGUUGGCGCGUGCUUUGCUUCUCGAAGCUACCGAGCUUCAAUCGACCAAAAAAGUACAGAGUCCUCGAAAGUGGACGGACUGGCGGCGCAACUUGGCCAUUGGUGGUGCAGCUGUAGCCGGUGGCACCCUCCUGGCGUUGACCGGUGGCCUGGCGACCCCACUCGUCGCGGCGGGGUUCUCUGCCUUGGGUGGGGCCGGGGCGGUCAUCGGCACUGCUUUGGCAUCAUCAGGAGCUGUGACGGCGGCGACGGUGUUGUUUGGCACGGCGGGGGCUGGCCUGGCUGGUUAUAAGACCGAUAGACGGACCCUGGGAAUCAAGCAAUUUGAGUUUCAGCUGCUCACGCCAGGCGAUGGCAUGCACGUCUAUGUGUGCGUGGCAGGAUGGCUCGAAGAAGACAACGCGGCCGACUUCUCCAAUGCAUUUGGGACCCCCCGCGAAUACUUGCGCGCGUUCUAUGCGCAGUUUUGCCCAGAGAAGCUCGGGCUUGUCGACAGCAUGCUGGAGCGAUACAAAGGUCGCGAAGACGAAUUGUUUGCUAUGCUGCGCAAGCAGUACAACCUGCCGUUGGACCAGGACCCGGUGACGGUCCGACUGGAGCAGGUGCUUCCAACGGAUGGCAAGCCGUACACGGAGCCGUCGCCAGUCCAGCUGCGUGCGUGGCAGUGGAAGCAUCGAAUGCCAUUCGGCGACCAGUACAGUUUGUGCUGGGAAAAGGACGUGCUCGUUCGGUUCGGAAAGAACAUGCGCACGUUUACAAGAGAGAUGAUAUUGAGUUACGCCCGCGGCGAGAUCAUUCAGCGCACAAUAUUUGCCGCGCUGUUUGCCGCCGUCGCGCUUCCCAAGUUCGUCAUCAACCUGUGCAACAUGAUCGAUUCCGAGUGGGCGAUGGUCAUGGCCCGAGCCGAUACGUGUGGCGUUCUCCUUGCGAAGACGUUGAUGGCGCGCCAGCAAGGGUUACGACCGGUCUCGCUCGUUGGGUAUGGCAUGGGCGGUCGGUUGAUCUUUUCCUGUUUGAAGCAUUUGGCGGGUCAAGGGGUAAGAGAGAUCGUCUAGAGAGGUCACGGCGAUCGAUGGAUAAUCUGAUGGUGGUGGUGGACAGGACGACGGCCUUGGCAUCAUUGAAAACGCCGUCGUCCUGGGGGCGGCAAUGUCCGUGGCCGCGGCCGACUGGAGCGCCGUCAAGCAGGUCGUGGCCGGACGGUUGGUCAAUGGGUACUCGUCCAACGACUGGAUGCUCGCCAUCAUGUUUCGCUACCAGAGCAUGUCGCUUGGAUCGCCCGCUGGCCUCGGGCCCAUUGAAGGCGUGGCAGGCGUCGAAAACGCCGAUCUGUCAGCGAUUGUGACAGGUCAUUUGGACUACCCGAACAAGAUUGGUCUCAUUUUGGAAACGCUUCAACUGGAAGCAUGACGAAUUCGCGACGAGGCAGCAAUGCCAUGACUCGAUCGCAAUGUACUGUUUGCCGCUAGCGCUUGGGCCCUUCUUCGACAAGUCGAGGAGGGCUGCUAAGCGAUAGUCGAGUUUCCUGCAUGUAAUGAACCCGUGCCCGGAAAUGUGGGCCCAACAAAGCAUCGAGAGUGGCCACACAGGGUGCCUGGACGCCUGCAUGGUGCACUCCCUCAUGCGCAUUUGCUCCGUAAUGCACUCCUUUCUCGC